This is a messenger RNA of Dioscorea cayenensis subsp. rotundata (Guinea yam), 1375 nucleotides long. Its product is annotated as mitochondrial dicarboxylate/tricarboxylate transporter DTC. Lineage: Eukaryota; Viridiplantae; Streptophyta; Magnoliopsida; Dioscoreales; Dioscoreaceae. Gene Ontology annotation, molecular function: oxoglutarate:malate antiporter activity. The transcript is spliced from 6 exons. Gene Ontology annotation, biological process: transmembrane transport. The record is from RefSeq and is a predicted model, not a curated record. Bases 70 to 969 code for a protein of 299 amino acids.
GCUUUUGCUUGCUUCUCCGUCUCUCUCGCUCCAUCACCAAUCUCUGAUUUCCUUCUGUUUGUAUUCUCCAUGGCGGAGGGGAAGCCUAAGGCUCAGGCCGGAGUAUGGAGCACUGUGAAGCCGUUCGUCAAUGGUGGCGCUUCGGGCAUGCUCGCCACCUGCGUCAUCCAGCCCAUCGACAUGGUCAAGGUUAGGAUCCAGUUGGGCCAGGGUUCAGCUAUGCAAGUCAGCAAGAACAUGAUCGCCAAUGAAGGCAUUGGUUCCUUUUACAAGGGUUUGUCAGCUGGUCUACUGAGGCAAGCUACUUAUACAACAGCUAGACUUGGUUCUUUUAAGGUGUUGACAACUAAAGCUGUUGAGGAAAAUGAUGGAAAGCCACUGCCGCUUCUUCAGAAAGCGUUUAUUGGACUGACAGCCGGAGCAAUUGGAGCAUGUGUUGGAAGUCCAGCUGAUUUGGCACUCAUCCGUAUGCAGGCUGAUGCAACUUUACCAAUUGCACAAAGGCGCAAUUACAAAAAUGCCUUCCAUGCCCUCUAUCGAAUUGUUGUGGAUGAAGGGGUUCUAGCACUCUGGAAAGGAGCAGGCCCUACUGUUGUUAGGGCAAUGGCAUUAAAUAUGGGCAUGCUUGCUUCAUAUGAUCAAAGCAUCGAGUUUUUCAGAGAUUCACUUGGUCUUGGUGAAGUCAGCACAGUAGUGGGGGCCAGUGCUGUUUCAGGUUUCUUUGCAUCAGCAUGCAGCUUGCCCUUUGACUAUGUGAAGACACAAAUACAAAAGAUGCAGCCAGAUGCCAAUGGCAAAUAUCCUUACACAGGGUCCUUGAAUUGUGCCUUUAAGACCUUGAAGAGCGGGGGUCCAUUAAAGUUCUACACUGGAUUUCCUGUCUACUGCGUUAGGAUUGCACCCCAUGUCAUGAUGACUUGGAUAUUUUUGAAUGAAAUCCAAAAGGUGCAGAAGAAAAUAGGGUUGUAAGAGUGGCUGUUGAUGGCGAAAUUUACUCAAGUAUAAACUUAUUAUAAUAAGUUUCCGGCUUUCAUAACCUAGAUGAGGAGGCUGGUUUUGGUGUCUUGACAGCCUUCUGCUGAAAUCUUUUGGGAUACCAGAAAAAAUUAGUGUCAUGGGAAAACAUUCCCAAGUGGUAUUUUGGGUAAGCCAUUGCAGUCAGAUUAUACUACCCAGAACUUGUUUGAUUCAUCUGCAAGUGGUUAGUCUUGAACUGAUUAUUUUUAAUUCAGUUGCAUGUAAGCCACAAAUAAUUUCAACUGUUACUGUCAGCUUUUGGAUUGACGCCUUCUUUCUUCUUUGUGCUUCUUUGGGUAAUCAUUCAGUCAGUAGUUUGUAAGAUUGAUAAUUUGUGUUUACGUCAUUCUUGGGACUA